ACAGGUUAGAUGUGCUUUAUCAAUCCCCUGUAGUAGUGGCUGGUGGUACAACUCCGGGGAAGCUUUUUCUGCUUCAUGCCCUUCCUACUGUAGUGCACAAGGGGAAAAGAAAGUGAGUGCAGGCUUUACCAGCUCAUCGGCAGUGUGUGUGUGUGGUGGACACUGAACAGCUAGGUCUGUGAAAAGGAAAUACUGGAGAGAAUGUAAGGAAGUACAAGUGGCAGAAGGCAGAGGCAGUCUGAAUUAGAUUUGCACUUGGGACCUUUCAGUGGUUGGAUGUAUAGACGUUCUGGGCUGCUGCUUUAUUUAAGGGACCAUGCCAACUGACGAUUACCAUCUCCCUCCAGAUGCCCUGCCCCCCUUACCAGAGAUCCUGGAUGGUCGGACAGCACUGAGCACUGUCCCUUUGGGGCGUAUCCAUUCAGAUACGCGAGCUUUCCGAUACUGCAGCGUUCGAAGCAUGGACUCCUCAGACAGCGACCGGCCUGUGAGCUACAGCUCCACCUCCUCCUCGGCCUCCUCCCGUAAUAGCCAUUGCUCCCUGGGCAGCCGCACUACCCUGGUCUCCAACAGCCACCUGGGCCUGGUCCCUGCACUGCAGGACCGGGAUGUGGGAGCAAUCCGACUGGAGCUGGUCCCUGCCAGGCAGUUGGACUGUAGAGAGAGGCAGGGGAGCCAGGUUGAAGGGACUGAGCUGGAGGAGAAGCAGCGAACCGAUGGCAAGGGAUCCGGAAAACACAAUGCAACAUCGAUGCCGGCCGUCAAGCCAGACAGUCCCAAGCUUCUUUACGUGGACAGGGUUGUCCAAGAAAUCCUUGACACAGAAAGGACCUAUGUACAAGACUUGCAGAGCAUUGUGCAGGAUUACCUUGACUGCAUCACUGACCAAUCCAGGCUUCCCCUUGGGACAGAGGAGAGGUCAGAACUCUUUGGCAACAUUCGUGAUAUCUACCAUUUCAACAGUGAGCUCCUUCAAGACCUGGAGAACUGCGACGCUGAUCCUGUAGCCAUAGCAGAGUGUUUUGUUGCGAAGAGUGAAGAGUUCCACAUUUAUACCCAAUACUGCACCAACUACCCAAGAUCAGUAGCUGUGCUGACAGAAUGCAUGAGGAACAAGGCACUGUCCAAGUUUUUCCGGGAGCGUCAAGAAGCUCUGCAGCACUCCCUCCCGCUCGGCUCCUACCUGCUCAAGCCGGUUCAGAGAAUCCUCAAGUACCACCUCCUCUUGCAUGAAAUAGCAAACCACCUGGACAAAGACACUGAGGCUUAUGAUGUAGUGCCUGAUGCCAUUGACACAAUGCAAAGGGUUGCGUGGCACAUAAAUGAUAUGAAGAGAAAACAUGAACAUGCAGUGAGGCUACAGGAGAUACAGAGUUUACUUACCAAUUGGAAAGGUCCAGACUUGAUUAGCUACGGGGAGCUGGUUUUAGAAGGAACAUUCCGCAUCCAGCGUGCCAAGAAUGAACGCACUUUGUUUCUAUUUGAUAAACUUCUGCUUAUUUCUAAGAAGAGAGAAGAAUCCUAUGCAUACAAAGCCCACAUUUUGUGUUGCAAUUUAAUGUUGGUGGAAGUCAUACCAAAGGAACCACUUAGCUUUAGUGUUUUCCAUUACAAGAACCCCAAACUUCAACACACUGUACAGGCCAGAUCCCAGCAGGACAAACGACUCUGGAUUCUUUAUUUAAAAAGACUAAUACUUGAAAACCACCCUGCUAAGAUACCAGCCAAGGCUAAGCAAGCUAUUCUGGAGAUGGAUGCUGCUCAUCACCCAGGUUUCCAUUAUAGCCCAGAGGGUGAAAAGAAAGCUGCUUUAAACUCUAAAGAAGGCGGCAAUCCUCGGAGGGUGAGGAGGAAGUCAGAACCGUCUGCUCGCUUACAGAGACUUUCAAAACAAAAUGAAAUUAGUUCUGAUGUGCAAAAGCGGAUCAGUGUGGAAGAGUCUCUCCUGUCUCAGGCUGCCAAGCUGGGCUCGAGUGAUGAUCCCCUGAACUCCAGUGGCAAAGAGGGCAGCCUAGUGAAUCAGUCCCAGGAGUCGCUGGACCCCACCUACCCAAGCGACCCAGAAGAGAGUCUUCACGUGCAGGCUGUGGAGCAAGCCGAUGCUGAUGAUGAGGACGAGACUGAGCAGGGUGUUGAGUUGAACUCCAAAACUCAAACGAAAGGAGGCAGGAAAAGACUCAACAGCCAAGCUUCAGAGAAUGUUGAAAAGAGAAGAAGUCUUAAUGUCGGCACACGUGAUUUGCAGACAUCUAAAGAAUCCAAUGACACUGGGCACUCAGGCAUUAACAAAAGCACUACCAAUUCUGUGCGCCACCCUGCCAAGCAGUCAGGCACCCAGAGCAACUCAGAUUUGAACGUUGUUCUGGGAGGUCCUCAGGCCAUCCGAAACAUCUGGACAGAUCAUCAGAUCAGGCAAGCGUUAUUUCCAAGCCGACAACCCGCCCAUCAAGCUGAAGAAGAGGAGGACCUGUUGUUUGUGCCUUCCGCCUCCACACCCAAUCUCAACGUCACCAAAGCUAAAGAAGGGAACCGAGGUCCUGGAAGGCCAUGCAGUUGGCAUGUUGGACAACCUGAAGAAACUAACACUAAAGCCAACCGUAAGGUUAUUAAAAGAGCAAGCAGCGUUGGGGAGCAAAACUCUGAUUUCAAACCUUCGACCAUAAGAGAUGGUACCAAGCCAAAAGCACAAGACAAUAGCCUGCAAGUGGAUGAGCCCAGCAGAGUUUCUACUUCAGAGUCCUCAGAGCAGCUGACCAUUGAUGACAUUGAGAAUGUCUAUGACAACAUCAGUUACGAGGACAUGAAAUCAAUGGGCCUCAUUCGAAGAGAGCAGGGAGCAGUGGCAGAGAAAACGAAUUCAGGUGUGACCUCUACAGAAAGGCCAGUCAGUCAUGAUGGGAACUCUGGGAGUAAGGACCUGUCUCGUCUAUCUGAUACCUAUAAAGCCAAAGUUCAGGAUUCUGUUUCUUUUGGUUCUUGCGAGCUAAAAAUUGUUGAGGAGAACAUAUAUGACACAAUAGUGUUUUCGGACCUACUUUUGGAAACAUACAAGAGUGACUCGAGCAAACGGCACAGUUUCUUUGGGGUUGAGGCAGACUUUGCUUGCUGCGAUAGCCUGGGAGGGUUCAUCUCUGAAGAGAGCCUGCAGUUCAGCGAGGACGAGACAUCUGACCACCGGGUUCCUGAAGACAGAGACCUUUUGGGCUGGGUGGAUAGCUCCUCCAAUUCUGAUUCUCUUUCCCACAGGUCGGUAGCAGAUAAGCUGUCUGAAGAGGUUGAUGAGAUAUGGAAUGACCUGGAAAGCUACAUCAAGAAAAAUGAAAAGAAGCCAGACCGCCUCCCAGCCGCUUUCCCUGUUAGUAAGCAUGACGUGCAGGAGAAGGCCCAUGCUAAAAGUGUACCUGAGCUCCAUAGAGAAGAGGUACAUAGAGAAGCUGAGUACUCUGCAUCUACUUUUUCUAUUCCUGAGAACACUGGUUUCACCAAAACUGUUCAAAAGAAGUUAGCUAGGCUCAGUACUGGCAGCUUUAGGUUAGAUGAAUGUGACUCACACAAGGACAGGUCGAAUUUCAGUAGAUCUUCAUUCAUCAGUGAGGUAGGGAAUCUGGAGAGCUCUCAAACCUCCACGAACAGCAUUCUCUCCAACAUCAGCUCAGAAAGUUCAGAUCUGGGAGCAGACAUUGUGGAUAAAACAAAGAACAGGGUGUUCAUGAUGGCAAGACAGUACAGCCAGAAGAUCAAAAAGGCCAAUCAGAUGUUGAAGAUGAGAAGCCCAGAUCAGGAGAAUACACCCGGUAAGCCAAUAUUAAGGCAAAAGGAUCUUGCAGCCAUCCUGGAGGAGAAGAAACAAGGCGGUCCUGCAAUAGGUGCCAGAAUUGCAGAAUAUUCUCAGCUAUAUGACCAGAUUCUGUUUAGAGACACUCCCCCCAGAGCCCAGAAGACUGGGGGAGACAAUACUAGUGAAUCUUUGAUCCAGAACACUCCGCAGUGGCAGCUGACAUCUCGGUGCUAUUCUCAGUUUGGUUCAGACGACCACUGUCUCGAUGAGGAUUGGCUGCAUGCUACUUACAGUAAUGGAGAGCUGUCUGAUUUCAUCUCCUGGCCUGACGAACCAGAACUCUCCCAUGAGGACCGGUCAGAUGCUGCCCAACGGAAAUUGUCCCCGGCCUGCUCUGUCCCAGCCCUUAAGUCUGUUACAUACCCACAUGCCCCCACUCAACGGUGGAGCACCUUGAUAAGCCAGCCUAAUAAAGAAAACUUGAACCAGCAACAUGUUUACAAUUCUUUGGAUAGGAGGCCAGACUCUGCCAAAUCAAACCCUUACAACAGGUGUCAGUCCUCAUUCUCUGUCAUGGCAAACAGCAGAACACUGGAAUCUACAGGUCACCAGAAUCAAAGGGACAUGAUUCUGGUUACCUUAAAUAGAAAUUCAGAAGAGGACAGGCACCAUGAUUCGAUGCUGAGCCACAAAAGUGAGCAUAUGGCCAUCCAUGAAGGACAGCAACACAGUGCUGCUGAUAACCAAGCGGAUAUGAUUCUUCAGGACUCCCAGAAGGUCCUGGUGGUGAGCAGAAACUCACCACUUAACGCACACAUUGCCACUCAGAACUAUUUUGCCAAUUUCAAACACACAGACGAUGGCGGUGAUGAUGAGGACUAUGUGGAGAUUAAGUCUGAGGAUGAAGAGCAGGACCUGGCCUCAGAACAGAACUUGAAUGGGGGAUUGGCGUCCAGCCUGAAAGAGCCCUGCAGCAGGAGACUCUCACUCAGCACUCCCUGCUCACCUGUGAAGACUUUACACAGCAACGUCGGCCCCGGGGGCUCUUUGACUGACUUUACUGAACAAGAUAAACUCAAUGAAUACCUAUGGAGAGUACCCCCGGAAAACCAACAAAACAUAGUGCAGUCUCUGCGAGAGAAAUUUCACUGUCUGAGCUCCAGUAGUUUUGCUUGAGCCUCCUAAUUACAUUGCAAGCACAUGUUAUCUGCAUAUUUAUGUACACACGUAUUUAUGCGAUCCUAACUCCUUAACUUUUUUGUCUGCAGGUAGUACUGUAAUUGGUGUUAGUCAGCAAGUGGCAUUUACUUAAACUCCAGCAAUAACUUAAAUUGUGCUUCUGUACUUGUGUAAAAGUCCUUAUAUGUAUAUUUACGGAAACUAAAAACUAAGGGGCAAAGAUCUUAAUUAGAGCUGGUAAACAGGAAAGAAAUAACCUUCUUUUUUUAUUUUAUUUUUUUUUUAAGAUUAUUCAGACAGUAAGAUUUCACGGGCCUAGGUAGCUUCAACAAUAACCCCAAUCUUGAAUUUUAUUAACCUUAUUUAGCAUGUUAAAAACUGACCAGAAUUUAAAGUGAGUUUACAAUUACAAUACAUACUGUAACUGUUUUCCUUUUUUUCUGUAAUGAAAACGUCCCAUAUAAUUGAUUCUUAGUAACAUGGGCUAAUGGAAAUUAGUCCAUGAAAUCGAGAAAUUACUCUUGACACCCCUCUGUACUAUUCAAAGUACUUAUGGCAGUUGUAUCAAUUCCCAGGUUUAUUUAAAAGUUUUAAUUAUUUCUUAGCAAUUUAUACCAACAAAAAUAAUACUAAAUGCAAUAAUAAUAAUUUUCUCAAUGCUAUAUUAGUCAUUUUUAUUAAAAUAAAUAAUAAAAACUGUCAAACAAUUGGGAGGGACUCCUCAAGAGAAUACUACUUUGAUUUUUUUUUUUUAACAGAUUUUGUAUUAUUGCUCAAACUUUUAGUACACAUAGUAGUUACCUGCAUAUCAGAAUCAAGAAAGAUAACUAGUACAACAAUGUUAGUAUAUAUAAAAAAUGGGUCUCAUAGUACUGUAAUUUAAAUAGCAUUAAAAUAAACAGAAAACCCUGCAUCUUAGUUUCAUGCCAUAAUGUAUUAGUCUCCAAAUAUUUACAAACAGUGGAGUUUCUUUGUGUGUUGCUGCCAUGUAAUUUAACUGCAAUUUGAUACCUUUUAAGGCCAGUGCAUGCAUAUAUUUGACCACAUUUUAACAUUGGCAUUGUAGAGGUGCCUCAAUAGUUUCCUGUUUCACAGACAAGCACAAGUCUUGCUUUAGCUUGAACACCAAUUGGAUUUUAAGGGAUCAUGCUUUAUGAAGAAUACACUUGCAAAGAAAUGGUGUAAAUGAUUUAUUCAGCAAUGGUUCAUAUUUAUUUCAAAUCUUCCCUCUGUUUUUGAAAUGUAAAAAACAGUUGUAACUGUAUGUAACAUACCAUGUGUACGUAAAAAAAAUAAGCUGCAUACACUGUAAUAGACUAAACUAAUUUAAAGUAAGUGUCCUGUUUUAUAUUUGCAAAUAUAACCUUUCAUAUAUUUCUGUAAGGGACCAUGUAUGACCAGACUAGGGUAUAAUGGUUGGUACUGUUCAACAAUCAGAAAUUGUAGUGCUUCAGGAAUAGACUUCCCUUUUGGCCACCUUGUUAUUGAAGGUGCAACUAAAACCAAGAAUUCUCAGGAGCAAUGGUUCUUAAUGAAAGCAGGGUCAACUUUUAUACCAACAGCAAUAGUUAGCAAUAAUAAUCCUUUGUGAGAAGAAAAAAACAAGGGACAGGGGGAUUGGUACGGGACCGAAUCUGUGUGUACAGUUGUACAGAACUCUGUAGCAAGAAAGCCACCUAGGAUACAUUUCAAUACUGUUGACCUUCUGUUCCUUUCUCUAAAAUGUAAAUGGUAAGUUAUUUUUGAUUUUAAAGCACAUUUUGUUCAUUUGCUAUAUUUCAACAAUCAGAACAUUUGGAAGAUUGCUCUUAACUUGAAAUCACAAGAAGCAUUUUUUUUUGUUCAGGUAGUGUUUGUUUCUAGUAUCUGGCCAUUUUUUUUGUUUCUUUUCUUGACAUUUUUUAUAAAUGAUGCUGUUUUCUUAAUGAUCCUUGCAUCUACUGUGAAUGUUUGUUUUUUAAAAAGUCAGUGAAAAACAAAAGGUUUCAAACACUAUGUAGCAAGCUUAUAGUUACAGAGAAGCAGAAUGUUUUGGACUGUAUCUAGGCUGUUAGGCAAUACAUUGCAUUAUAUAUGUGAAUAUAGUUGAAAAGGAAUUGCAUGUUUUAUUUUCGUUUGUUGCUGUUAGAUUUUUUUAUUUUUUUUCUCUCCACAGGCUUGGAUUGUAAAAGUCUUGUCUAUGGAUAAGAGUUGGAAUUCAUGUUGCACUUUUUUUAAAUUUGUUUUGUACAUACUUUAUUUUGUAAAGAUAUAUGUAAAGUUUAGGGAAAUUAUUAUAUUGUAAUGCUUUAUAGUUUGUUUGCUUUUACUGUGCUUUAAAGCUGUGGUUUAACUAUGUUGCCAACAAAAGGACAUUAUUUGUUUUUGACUGGUAAGUUGUGUUGCUUAGGAAAAAAAAAAAUGCUGUGCUAUGUAAAACAAACCUAAUAAAAUGCAAUACAUUUUCAGAAUAGGGAAGUUUAUAGUCUGAUUUUACUUAAACCGUUUGUUAGGUAUUCUUUAGUGGUGAUGCACCAUUUUGAAUGAAGCAAAUAUUACACUACCACAAUUUCAGAUACAAGGGAAUCAACAUACACACAAUUAAAACACAUGUGAGAUUUAUUUUUAUUAUUGUUAUUAUGUAAUCAUUUACUGGGGAUACAGUGCAAGCAGCCAUACUUGUGUAACAGUUUGGUAGUACAUACAAUUGUGAUGCAACUUGUUUUAUAUUGUUUAGCACAGGUUAUUGAGAGUCUAUGCUCUAGG
Acipenser ruthenus (sterlet) is the source of this 7702-nucleotide messenger RNA. Its product is annotated as pleckstrin homology domain-containing family G member 1-like. Lineage: Eukaryota; Metazoa; Chordata; Actinopteri; Acipenseriformes; Acipenseridae. The coding region runs from base 317 to 4954 and encodes 1545 amino acids. Gene Ontology annotation, molecular function: guanyl-nucleotide exchange factor activity. The record is from RefSeq and is a predicted model, not a curated record. The transcript is spliced from 18 exons.